UUUGAUAUUUCUUGAGAGAACCAUUCGCACUUGGAAACCCAUGUUGGCUGUCCAGAAUAUGAAAGUUGGCGUCUUCCUUUUGUGGUGGGGAUGGGUUUGGGCCACUGAAAGCAGAAUGCACUGGCGAGGAAGAGAAGUACAAGAGACGUCUAAGAAAGGCAGCCCAAUUCUGAAGCGAAGCCCUGAUAUCACCAAAUCGCCACUGACCAAGUCAGAGCAGCUUCUGAGGAUAGACGACCAUGAUUUCAGCAUGAGGCCCGGCUUCGGAGGUCCGGCCAUUCCUGUCGGUGUGGAUGUACAGGUGGAGAGCUUGGACAGUAUCUCAGAGGUCGACAUGGACUUCACGAUGACCCUUUACCUGAGGCACUACUGGAAGGACGAGAGGCUGUCCUUCCCGAGCACCAACAACCUCAGCAUGACGUUUGACGGCCGGCUAGUGAAGAAGAUCUGGGUCCCUGACAUGUUUUUCGUGCACUCCAAGCGCUCCUUCAUCCACGACACCACCACGGACAACGUCAUGCUGCGGGUCCAGCCUGACGGGAAGGUGCUCUACAGCCUCCGGGUUACAGUGACUGCAAUGUGCAACAUGGACUUCAGCCGAUUUCCCCUGGACACACAAACGUGCUCCCUUGAAAUUGAAAGCUAUGCCUACACGGAGGACGAUCUCAUGCUGUACUGGAAAAAAGGCAACGACUCCUUAAAGACAGAUGAACGGAUCUCGCUCUCCCAGUUCCUCAUUCAAGAAUUCCACACCACCACUAAACUGGCUUUCUACAGCAGCACAGGCUGGUACAACCGUCUGUACAUUAACUUCACGUUGCGACGCCACAUCUUCUUUUUCUUGCUCCAAACUUACUUUCCUGCCACCUUAAUGGUCAUGCUGUCCUGGGUGUCCUUCUGGAUCGACCGCAGAGCUGUGCCCGCCAGAGUCCCUUUGGGUAUCACUACCGUGCUGACCAUGUCCACCAUCAUCACGGGCGUGAACGCCUCCAUGCCCCGCGUCUCCUACAUCAAGGCGGUGGACAUCUACCUCUGGGUCAGCUUCGUGUUCGUGUUCCUGUCGGUGCUGGAGUACGCAGCCGUCAACUACCUGACCACCGUGCAGGAGCGCAAGGAGCGGAAGCUGCGCGAGAAGCUUCCUUGCACCUGUGGAAUACCCCAGCCACGCGGGGUCAUGCUGGAUGGCAGCUACAGCGACGGGGAGGUUAAUGACCUGGGCAACUACGUACCGGAGAAUGGAGAGAAGCCAGACAAGAUGAUGGUGCAGCUGACCUUGGCCUCGGAGAGGAGCUCCCCCCAGAGGAAAAGCCAGAGGAGCAGCUAUGUGAGCAUGAGGAUCGACACCCAUGCCAUUGAUAAAUACUCCAGGAUAAUUUUUCCAGCGGCAUAUAUUUUAUUCAAUUUAAUAUACUGGUCUAUUUUCUCAUAAAUGUCUGUUAACUCUAUAAAUUUCACAUUCUUCUGUAUGUACCACAGAAAUACCUGUAUGAUAAAAGUAAUUUAAGGUUAUGACGCAAUUAAAGUUCCCACUACCCACCCUUCACCAGCUUUCUAAAACUACAUGGACAAGUCACCCCCUGGUUUAAUUUGCACUUGGUAACCACCUAUUGUAUCCACAGCAUUAUACUCGGUGCUGCCAGGAAUAGGACACCUGUAGCAACUGGUGAUACUUGUUACCAGGAUCCCCUGGAAGAGCACACCGCCUGCGUGGUGGACACCCUGUAGCUCAACCUCUUUUAGACCCUAGGUGCUUAUUCACAUGAAUGAUGCCCUCCAUGUGCAUGUCAUUAUAUUCUCCAGACUAGAUGGAAUUGGGAAGCACCUAAAACUCGCAUGGAACGUACAUGCACCUAAAU
Odobenus rosmarus divergens (Pacific walrus) is the source of this 1856-nucleotide messenger RNA. It is a transcript of the gene GABRR1, whose product is annotated as gamma-aminobutyric acid (GABA) A receptor, rho 1. The transcript is spliced from 9 exons. The record is from RefSeq and is a predicted model, not a curated record. Gene Ontology annotation, biological process: nervous system process; chemical synaptic transmission; regulation of membrane potential. The coding region runs from base 41 to 1429 and encodes 462 amino acids. Gene Ontology annotation, cellular component: GABA-A receptor complex; neuron projection; membrane. Lineage: Eukaryota; Metazoa; Chordata; Mammalia; Carnivora; Odobenidae. Gene Ontology annotation, molecular function: neurotransmitter receptor activity; extracellular ligand-gated monoatomic ion channel activity; GABA-A receptor activity.